Erpetoichthys calabaricus (reedfish) is the source of this 4479-nucleotide messenger RNA. It is a transcript of the gene heatr6, whose product is annotated as HEAT repeat containing 6. NCBI's taxonomy places the organism in Eukaryota, Metazoa, Chordata, Cladistia, Polypteriformes, Polypteridae. The record is from RefSeq and is a predicted model, not a curated record. The transcript has 20 exons. The coding region runs from base 37 to 3657 and encodes 1206 amino acids.
UUCCACAGCAACGGUGAACCAUCAAGAGGAAGUAGCAUGGCUGCCGAAGCAGGACUGCUCAAUGCUGGCCUCUCGGUGUUUGAGGCUCAGAGCAGUCAGCUCGCAGCUGCGCUGGAAGAAACCGGAGGUGUCAACGAGCGGGUCGGUAGUUCUGGGUCUCAGUCUCAGUUUAGCCGAUGCUAUGAAAAGCUGCGAUCUUUGGGACAGGCACGAGUGUCGGACAAUGAAGCUUUCCGGACAGAGGUACACUUGCUCUUCGAUCAGCUCAUCUCCGAAAAUUACGAGGGGUUGUCUGGUAGUGCCUCAAGGGUCAUUGAACCACAGGAUGUAUGCAUGCUGCUUGUUCAAGCCUGCCAGCUGGUCCGGCUCAACCAGGAGCAUCUAGUGAGUAAGCUGUGCCAGCUCAUUCAUCACCUACUCAAUCGACUCCAGGUAAUUGUUGAUGAGAAAAGCUUGGACUCCUUGGUCUCUUACACUGUACAGGCCCUUUAUCACUGUAGUUCCUGGACCCAUGAAGAAAUCCUCCAGGCUCUAGCAGCACUAGUCUACAACAAUGGUUUCAGAUGCCAUAAGCAUGUGGCUGAUCUGGUGGGAAAGGAUGGAAUUCUACUACGGUACAGUGAUCCUUGCCAAACAGACAUGGAACUCUGUCGAGCAGCUGUGCAUUGUAUGGCUAAUUUGUGUCUUGGAGUUCCUGGACAGCCUUAUCUAGAAGAACCGUACCGUAAUUCCUGUUUUAAAACUUUUUUGUCAGUACUGCAGUGUGCGAAGCAGGGCGACUUAUGUGAUGUCACCUGUUGUGGAUUGCUUCAGAGUGCUUUAAAAGGAAUUCAGUCAAUUCUAAAUGGAGGAAAAAUUAAACUGACCCAAGAUGAGGAGUUGGGCUCCCUUUUGGCCAUGCUGAAGAAAUACAUGUUCUUUGGACUGCCUGGACUAAAUCUUGAAAUGCCAGCAAUUCUGUACCCAACUCCACUUCCACAGUAUGAAAGAAGUUCUUCUGCAAAACAAGAACCUACUGCAGAUGUAUCAAGUUCAGCCAGAGAAUCUGGGAGUAAAAAACGGAAAUCCAGAGGGAAGAAUCGAAAAGAAGUGACAGAUACCAGGCCAGAGGAAGAAGAUGAUGGGGAAGAAUCUGGAACGCUAAAAAUGAGGACAGGUCUUGAUAAACUGAAGCUGACAGGAGGAGAUGCAGUAAUUCGAAAACGGGUGUCAACACCCCAAGGAUUAUCCUUGCAGUCUUCUUGUAGAAGAGUAACCAGCAGCUCAGACUCUGAGUUCUCAGAUCCCGAGGGAGGACUACAAAGUAAACUGAGGUUGUAUCAGGCUAAAGUUCGACAGAGUGCCCUGCACUGCUUCCUGUCUACAGUAAAGUGUGUUGAGAAGAAAGUGCUGUAUGGAUACUGGUCCUGUUUUGUUCCUGAUUCCUCAGCUGUUGGAAGUCCCCAGUCUUUGUCUUUGCUCACGAUUGCUCUUAAAGACCCAUCUCCCAAAACUCGAGCCAGUGCAUUGCAAGUCCUAUCUGCUAUUUUGGAGGGUUCCAAGCAAUUCCUGUCUGUUGCAGAAGACACCAGUGACCAUAAGAAAGCAUUUACACCUUUCUCUGCCACGCUGGCAUCCAGCAUCCGUGAGCUGCAUCGCUGCCUUUUACUAGCCCUGGUUGCCGAGUCAUCUUCUCAAACUCUUACUCAAAUUAUAAAGUGUCUUGCUAAUUUGGCUCUCAAUGCACCCUAUGCUCGCCUGAAACCUGGUCUUCUGAGUCCUCUUUGGAGACAAAUUAAGCCGUAUAUUCGGCACAGAGAUGUGAAUGUGCGUGUUUCCAGCCUAACUCUUCUAGGCGCAUUGGUUUCAACUCAUGCCCCUCUAUCAGAAAUUGAGAUUCUCCUGCGCCAGCCUUGUACAGCAGGUAUGAACAACAGUGGGAUUGCUACACCACAGGAAGCUCGCAAUACUCUUGAAGGUUACAGAAAACAUCCUGUAAAUCAUUCCACUGACCUUCAGACUGCAGAGACUUGGAGAAAACCUAAUGCCACUUAUGAGUCUCCGCAUGAUACUGGAGAGUCCUUGGGAGAAAAUGUUUCUCAAGACUCCAGCUGGCUGCUUCGUUUCUGUAUCUCUCUUGUAAUGCUUCCACGAGAAGAAAUCUAUUCUGAUAGUGACACAAAUAGUGCAGGAGGUGGAUCAAGUACAUAUGAGCCCUCGCCUGUCCGACUGGAAGCUCUUCAGGUGUUGGCUCACCUUGUAAGGGGAUAUUUUAGGGUUAUCCAGGCUCAUUUGUUGGAGUUAGGAGAGGUGGCUUCUAAAUGUAUGAAGGAAACAGAUGCCUCGAUUCAGCUGCAUGGAGCCAAGCUGCUUGAGGAACUUGGUUCAGGUAUUAUCCAACAGUACAAGUCUGAUUCUAACAUUCCUGAAGGCAAGAUUAUCUCUGUUGAAGAGGUAUUGACAUUUUGGUUGAGAGUGCUCAGUGGUCCUCUGGUAGCAGCCCUGCAGAACAGCCAGCAUCCCACGCUACAGACAACUGCUUGUGAUGCAGUCUCUUCAAUCCUACCAGAAGCUUUUAGCAGGCUGUCGGACAAAAUGCAGAUUUUGUGCAUUACAGUACUGCUUGGAUUAAACCACAGUGACAACCCUCUUGUUAAAGCGGCUUCAGUCCGUGCUCUUGGUGUCUACGUUCUUUUUCCUAACCUCAGACAGGAUGUACUGUUUGUGGCUGACACAGCCAAUGCCAUCCUGAUGUCUUUGGAAGACAGAUCACCAAAUGUCAGAGCAAAAGCUGCCUGGUCACUUGGAAACCUUACAGACACACUCAUUUUCAAUAUGGAGACCAUUGGUGCUUGUUUUCAGGAGGACUUCUCAGAUUUACUUCUUUUGAAAAUGUUCAAAUCUGCUACACAAGCUUCUAACGACAAGGAUAGGGUGAAGAGCAAUGCAGUGCGAGCUCUAGGCAAUCUACUGCACUUUCUGCAGCCACAUCACAUUGCCAAGCCACAUUUUUUAACUGUAGUGGAAGACUCAUUCCAGGUACUAAUCCAGACUGUUCAAGGAGAUGCCACCAUGAAGGUGCGCUGGAAUGCCUGUUAUGCUCUAGGAAAUGCAUUCAGAAACACUGCACUGCCUCUUGGUACAGCAUCUUGGACUUCAGAAGCAUUUGGUGUCCUGACCUCUGUGGUAAAAUCCUGCAAAAACUUCAAGGUGCGCAUCAAGUCCGCUAUGGCUCUUUCUAUUCCAAGCAGCAGAGAGCGUUAUGGUACCAAAGAGCAGUUUGCAGAUGUUUGGGGUGCAUUGGUACAAGCCCUCGAGAAGAGCGAAGACACAGAAGAUUUCCUGGAAUACAAGUAUUGUGCUAGUCUACGCACACAACUUUGUCAGGCUUUGCUGCAUCUGAUUGGCUUAGCAGAUGAAAAAGACUUGGACUGCAUCUCCAAAACACUAGCAGAGAAGGGAAAAGCCCUCCGAGCUUACUUUUUGCACUACCACAUCUCUACAGCUGAAGGCAGUGAUGUACCACCUUGUUUGGGCCUCCAAGAAAGAGCUCAAGAGCUGGAGAAGAUUAUUGUACACCUAAGAAGCAUGGAGCAAGUCCCAAAAUUUCCCAAAGCUGUGGUUACUUAUCUGGAAAAUAUUUGUCAAAGUUGUUCUGGUUCUGCACUGACAUCUUGAGUUGUACGGUCAGAUUUUAGAAGCUAGAGGUAGUGAAACAAAGGCUCGAAUGAGUGGUUGCUGUUUUAAUCAUGUCCUGAUGGAUUUUUUGGAUGACAGAUUUCAUAAAUGAUGUUUAACUAACCUUGCAUACCUGGGUACAUUAUGAAUGCCAAAUUUUUCAGUUUGCUUACAAUGGGCAAACUUUAAGAAACUGAAUAACUGAUAAAAAUUGGUGGCUUAUUCUUUAUUCUGAGAAGGCCUAUGUGUGUAUCACCAAACACAGAAGUGACUCAUACAUGACCCCACCUUCAUAUAGCUGGGCUUGCCCAUUUUUUUUAAUUACACUGUUUUCAUAUUUUAUGUAUUCUGUCUUGAAAUAGAAACUAUGCAAUGUCUAUGCAAAGGCCUGGACUAUGGCGGUGUUAACCAGUGCUCUGAUGCCCAGAUGGUGCUGAAUUAUUCUCCCUCCACAAUUUGCCCAUUUGUAGCUGAAAUCAGUGAAUAAUCAUUCACACUCAUUAUUCUCACAUAAAACUUCUCCUGCAGUUGGUUUGCACAUUUUAGUAACACUUCACUUUGAGUCAGGAAUGGCGUAACAGUUUAAAGAAGUGCUUUUUAAAGGAAUUAACAACUUGUGGAUGGUAUUGUUCAGAGUGCAGGGCAAAUAAACUAGCACAUUGUGACUAUCAUGAAUUAAAAUAAUACACUUCCAUGUCAUAUAUUUAUUAUUCUUUGUACGUAAUAUACAAGAAAACAUAGGGCUAAAAUGUUAACUUUGCACCUUUGAAAGAUUUACAUGUUUUAAGUAACCUGAACGUGAUCUGAUCAUCUCCAGUGUCA